AUGGCGACCGGUUUUCCACGACGGUGGCUUCUCAUCGUCUCUCCGUUCAUUGCAAUUUUUUUUGUCUAUCAUUUCUAUCUCACCCCUACCUCACAACCUGCCACACAACCCAUCACGCAACCUCCGGUCGCCCAAAACCCUCCAGCUCCCGACCACGCGCCCGGACAACCCAAACCAAACCCGGUUGUCGGACAAGAGAAGCCCAAGGUAGAGCCUCCGCCCGUGGAGUUUGCGUCGAAAGAGGAGUUAUGUGGGAAUUUGCCACAUGACAUGGACGAUGUCCUGGUCGUCCUGAAGACCGGAGCGACCGAGGCCCUCGAGAAAGUCCCCGUGCACCUCCGCACCACGCUGCAGUGUGUGCCGCACUUCGCCAUUUUCUCCGACUACGAGGAGACCAUCAAUGGCGUGCGAACCCAAAACGUCAUCCGCAACGUCAAGCCAAACACCUUGCAAAACGAGCCCGAAUUUGGGUUCUACCAUCGCUUGCAGAAGGUGGGCCGAGAAGGACUGACCGAGGCCGAAUGGGGAGACCACACCAACGGCCCGCUGGGCAAAGUCAACAACCCCGGAUGGAAGCUGGACAAGUGGAAGUUCCUCCCCAUGGUCGACAAGGCAUUCGAGACCAUGCCCAAAGCCAAGUGGUUCAUUUUUCUCGAAGCCGACACAUACAUCGUGUGGCAGAACGUGAUCACCUGGUUGGCACAUCUGGACUGGAACCGACCGUACUACCUCGGCAGCCCGAUGCAAAUCGGUGACAUGCUGUUUGCCUAUGGUGGAGCUGGUAUCAUUCUCUCUCAAAACGCCGUGCAGCAAUUGCAUGGCUACACUGCCAGCAAGCAGGAGGAUUUGGAGCGCAUGACCGCUGGCGAGUGGGCGGGAGACUGUGCCCUGGCUCGGGCUCUGGGCGAUUUGCAGAUUCCCUUGACUUGGGCAUGGCCCAUGAUGCUGACCUCUCGGCCGUGGGAGCUCGAUCACUUCAGCGAGGGCUAUGGCCGUCAACCGUGGUGCUAUCCCGUUGUUUCGUACCACCACAUGACUGAAGAGGAUAUCGACUUGAUGUGGCACUUCGACCGGGGAUUUUUCAAGAGUGGCAAGAAUGCGCUACUGCUCCACGGCGACGUUUUCCGCAAACUUAUUCACGACCAGUCUCUCCGCCAACUGGACGAAUGGGAUAACCUCGCUGGUACCGUGAUCGAUUUUGCAGCCCCAACUGAGCCCUCACUGCAGGCCUGCGCCGAAGUCUGCGCCCGCAACAGCGAAUGCCUCCAAUAUACCUUCAAUAAGAAUGACCGUGUCUGCAAACACUCCGCCACGGCCAUGCGUGGUAUUCCUAGCCCCGGCACCCAGUCCGGUUGGAUGCAAUUCCGCAUCAAGAAACUCUUGAAAUCAUUCCAGUCCUCGUGUGGUCAAGUGGAAUAUAUCUUUGAGUGA
Messenger RNA from Penicillium alfredii, 1431 nucleotides. RefSeq lists its product as uncharacterized. The coding region runs from base 1 to 1431 and encodes 476 amino acids. Gene Ontology annotation, cellular component: membrane. NCBI's taxonomy places the organism in Eukaryota, Fungi, Ascomycota, Eurotiomycetes, Eurotiales, Aspergillaceae. The transcript has 2 exons. Gene Ontology annotation, molecular function: glycosyltransferase activity. The record is from RefSeq and is a predicted model, not a curated record.